Messenger RNA from Schistocerca cancellata (South American locust), 1512 nucleotides. RefSeq names its product acetylcholinesterase-like. The transcript is spliced from 2 exons. The coding region runs from base 362 to 634 and encodes 90 amino acids. Lineage: Eukaryota; Metazoa; Arthropoda; Insecta; Orthoptera; Acrididae. The record is from RefSeq and is a predicted model, not a curated record.
AUAUUCAGUGCAAUGGCCACGUGUUGAUAAAAGCCGUUAAAUAAAAAAAGAAAAUGUGGUAUUGCCAGUGCGUAGUGAACAGUCAGAGUUCUGUAAAUUACUGAUAGUCAGAUGUGCGUUUCCGUUGCGCAUUAUUCAUACAGGAGGAUAAUUUGUAACUUUAUUGUGAGUACUAGAGUUCAUGUUACUCGACAGAUAAGAAUGAAUCCACUCGCUUGGCAGACCACUCAUCUUGCAGGCCUGACUGCUUGAUGCCACAAUAUGAGCAAAGCAUGUGGGUGCUUCUCACCUUGGCUAUUUAUUUUUAGGGUGACCACCAAGUAGGUCUUAUUUCGUUGCAGGAACCGGUCAUGGAGCAGAUAUGGCUUUCUUGUUCCCCAACAUCAUGUUUGGAGAACCGCCAGAGAAGGAUUCCGAGGACGGGAAAAUUGCCAUGAAGAUGACUCACCUGUGGACCAACUUCGCCAAGACUGGGCAACCGACAGAUCCUGAGCUGGACGUCUCGUGGCCGGCGUUCACAGUGGACAACCCCGCCUACCUGUAUGUAGGGCGGCAGGGGUUCAGCGUGGAGCGGCGGCCCUUCGCCGAAAGGGCGGCGUUCUGGGAGGCCCUGUACCAGCGCUACGGCGGCUAGGGACAGCGCACACUGCCCCCACCCUGCGGCGAGCAGCAGUGCCCUCUUCCGACACUCUCAGCUCUCUCCGAAUGUUAUCCACGCCAGUAGAUAGUCAAUGUAACUUCUGGAACACUUUGAGGAUGUAUAUACGCAGUGUGGACGCUUAACACUACUGCACCGUACCCAUCUGAGUUAUCACGCUCUGGCAGUUGUCCAAGGUCAGACAGCCGGCCAGAUCAGUCGGUUACGUACACACACACACACACACACACACAGUGUGAAUCAGCAUAUUCUAAGUGUUGUAACUGAGCAAUGACUGUGAUUAUUUUAUUUCUUCAAAUUAAUCCAGCUGUUGUGUGAAUUGCUGAAUCAGAGCCAUUUUACCAAAGCUUUGUUUCCUUUUUUGCGUACGAGUUUUUCGACAAGAUAUGCCGAUGGAUAUUUGGUUUUCUGUGGCUCUGCAGCGUAGAAAGCUCCAGCUAUGGGCUGAGACUUGUAAUCUUCGAGGAAAUACGUUCUUGUGUUAGUUUCUUGUACCUUACGUAUUCUGAAAAUUUCUGUGGACCAAUUUGCAGUGUGUCCUUUGUCAAACACAGCCUUCUGUUUACUAAUUCUGACAAUCACCAAUUUUGAAUAUCGACCAGUGUGGAUCAAACAUUUUGAUUUUACUGUACACGGUAGAUGGAAGACUCAUCUUUUACGUCCACUGGCCGUCUUUUAAUUGUCCUGUAUUUUGUGUGAUUAUAUUGCUCUACUAAUACGUGUACAGUAUUAACCCAUUUGUAAGAAUCCCGAGAAGUAAAUUUUCUGAACAUGAGGCUCGAGAGAGUUCCGUUGAAGCAGUCAACUAUUGAAGCUUUCAUAUUUGAAAAGGUUGAGUAAUGAUUAAUUCUGAG